Molecule: messenger RNA, 1128 nt
Organism: Salvelinus namaycush (lake trout)
Lineage: Eukaryota; Metazoa; Chordata; Actinopteri; Salmoniformes; Salmonidae
Product: protein delta homolog 1
Exons: 5
Coding region: 1-1128 (375 amino acids)
Biological process (GO): establishment or maintenance of epithelial cell apical/basal polarity; heterophilic cell-cell adhesion
Cellular component (GO): plasma membrane; protein-containing complex
Molecular function (GO): calcium ion binding
Source: RefSeq, a predicted model, not a curated record
AUGGCUAGAAGCGCAGGGUGCAAUCCUGAAAACGGCUACUGUGAAAAGCCUGAGGAAUGCAGAUGCAAACCAGGCUGGCAGGGGGUAACAUGCAAGCAGUGCAUGCCCUUCCCUGGAUGUCUUCAUGGCAGCUGUGAGAAAGCAUGGCAGUGCAUCUGUGAAGAGGGCUGGAUGGGGAGCCAGUGUGACCAAGACACCAACCAGUGCUCAUCUAAACCAUGCACUGAUAACUCCACAUGCAUCCAGACUGGCCAGGGAGGAUACCUCUGCAUUUGUCUGCCUGGUUACACAGGAGAGAGCUGCCACCUGAAAAAGGGAUCAUGUCUAACAAACGGCUCUCCCUGCCAAAAUGGUGGCACCUGCUCUGACGCCGGUGGCUUGGCAGCCUACCCCUCCUGCGCCUGUCCUCUCGGAUUCGCUGGAGACUUCUGUGAGAUUGACACGGACAGCUGUAAUCCCAACCCUUGCCUCAACGGGGGCAACUGCACCGACUACGGUCCUGCAUUCACCUGCGCCUGCCCCGCGGGCUUCAACGGCCCCACCUGUAACAACACCCAUGUGGACCCCCUCUCCCCCUGUGCUAGUACCCCCUGUGGGAACGGGGGUACCUGCGUGGUGGGGAGCCAAAAGAACAGGGCUGGGAUGUACCAUUGUCUGUGCCUCCCAGGGUGCACUUUCACUGGGCAUGAAUGUACGCCGACCCAGCAGCCACACAGGCCCAAAGCCAAACUCAGGCUGGCCAAACUCUCCCCACCACACUACAGCCUACCUGCCCACGCCUUCCAUAAACUACUAAGGCCCCCCGAGAGGGACCUUCUCAAGAUCAGCCUGAAGGAGACGGUUCACUCGGCCUCUGCCGCCAGCCUGGUCACCCGCAGUCAGCUCAUCUGUUUCGGGAUGCUGGGCCUGCUCACCUGCCUGGUGAUCCUGGGAACCACAGGUAUUAUCUUCUUCAACCGCUGCGAGACGUGGAUGGCCAACGCCAAGUACAGCCAUCUGGUGCGCCAGCAGAGAGAGCAUCUGUUGAGAGGCAAUAACAGCGAGGAUGAGGGGGGCCACUCUGUCAACAUCAUCCUCCCUGAGAAGAUCAAGCUCACCAGCUUUGGGAAACAUUACACGUCAAUCUGA